GGUCCUCCUCCUCUCCUAUCAGAGACACACACACAUACACACACAUAGUCCAAACCCCCAGAAAAGCCCUGCUGAAUCCUCACACCGUCUGUCAGCAUGGGGAACGCUUGUUUUUCCCGGGACGUUUGUUUGUUUAUCCUCCUCAUAAAUACUUGCAGGGUGAUGGGGAAUGUCGGACUUGCAGAUGCAGACGAGUGCGCAGAGGGUUCGGAUGACUGCCACAUCGAUGCCCUCUGCCAGAAUACACCCAAGUCCUACAACUGCAUCUGCAAGCCAGGCUACAAAGGAGAUGGAAAGCAGUGUGAAGACAUGGAUGAGUGUGAGAACGACUACAACGGGGGCUGUGUCCAUGAAUGCAUCAACAUACCAGGAAACUACAGGUGCACCUGCUAUGAUGGAUUCAUGCUGGCCCAUGACGGACACAACUGUCUGGAUGUGGACGAAUGUCUGGACAACAACGGUGGAUGCCAGCAAGUGUGUGUCAACACCAUGGGGAGCUACGAGUGUCAGUGCACAGAGGGAUUCUUCCUUAGCGACAACCAGCAUACCUGCAUCCACCGCUCUGACGACGGGAUGAACUGCAUGAACAAGGACCACGGCUGCGCCCACAUCUGCAGAGAGGCUCCAGGCAAAGGAGGCGUGUCGUGCGAGUGCCGCCCCGGCUUUGAGCUGGCCAAAAACCAGAAGGACUGUACAUUGACGUGUAACUAUGGAAAUGGGGGUUGUCAGCACACAUGUGACGACACAGACACGGGACCAGUGUGUGGCUGCCAUCAGAAAUACGCCCUGCACUCAGACAGCAAGACCUGCAUCGAGAAAGAUGAGGCUGCAAUUGAGAGCUCUGAGUUCAAUGCCACGUCAGUAGCUGAUGUGGACAAGCGGGUGAAACGGCGGCUACUUAUGGAGACCUGCGCUGUGAACAAUGGCGGCUGUGACAGGACGUGUAAGGACACGGCCACAGGGGUGCGCUGCAGCUGUCCCGUGGGAUUCACCCUGCAGCCAGAUGGCAAAACCUGUAAAGACAUCGACGAGUGCCAGGAGAACAAUGGAGGCUGUGAUCACUUCUGCAGGAACACAGUGGGCUCUUUCGAAUGCAGCUGUCAGAAAGGCCACAAACUGCUCACUGACGAACGGACGUGCCAAGACAUUGAUGAGUGCUCCUUUGAGAGAACCUGUGACCACACCUGCAUCAACUACCCCGGCAGCUUCGAGUGCCUGUGCAACAAGGGAUACAUCCUGUACGGUCUCACCCACUGUGGAGACAUAGACGAGUGCAGCAUCAACAACGGCAGCUGUGAGUAUGGCUGCAUAAACACCCAGGGCAGCUACGAGUGUGUGUGUCCGCCUGGACAGAAGCUUCACUGGAACAAGAAAGACUGCAUUGAGGCGGUGAAAUGUCUGCCCAAUGGGAAGCCAGCGCCCCGAGCCCAGCUGACCUGCACCAAGAGCGGAGGGGCAGAGGUGUGCUCGCUGUCCUGCCCCUCCAAUGCCCUCUUCCUCGCAGACUCAGAGAACAGCUACACACUGAGCUGUGGAGUGCCAGUUCAGCCUGGUAAAGCUCCUCAGAAGAGGAACACCACCACUGCCUUACCCACCUGUGCCGACACGCUGACUCCACCUAUCAAACAGAAGGCCAGGUUUAAGAUCAAAGAUGCCAAGUGUCACCUGAGGCCACGCAACAAGGAGAAACACAGAGAGGCAUCCAGGCAGAACCUGCAAGGAGGACAAUUCCCCUGCACUGACAACUGCCAGGUAACUUUCGUCAACCUCAAGUGCGACUCAUCCAAGAAGCGCCGGCGAGGACGCAAAUCGCCUUCGAAAGAGGUUUCCCACAUCACAGCUGAGUUUGAGAUAGAGAUGAAGGAGGAGGAAGCCUCAGAAUCCUGUAAUGUGGACUGUGUGCGGGAGAAGAUGAAGCAGAAGCUGCAGAGCGCGAUGCGAACGCUGAGGAAGUCCAUCAACAAACAGCAGUUCUACAUCCAGUUCUCUGGGACAGAGUAUGAGGUGGCCCAGAAGCCAUCCAGAGUCCCAGAGGGCGUGGAGGCGUGUAGCACCGGGCAAGUCCUACAGGAGGGAAAGUGUGUGAGCUGCGGUGUGGGGACGUUCUACAGCGGAGAGCAGGAGCAGUGUGUCCAGUGUCCUCCUGGGACGUACCAGGACACGGUGGGUCAGCUGUCCUGUGAGCCAUGUCCCAGCACUGAAGGACAGGGUGUCGCAGGAGCCAAGAAUGUGUCUCAGUGUGGAGGUCAGUGUCCAGCAGGUCAUUUCUCUGCUGAUGGGUUUCGUCCAUGCCAGCUCUGUCCACUGGGCUCCUAUCAGCCUGAACCAGGCCGAGUCCUCUGCUUCCCCUGUGGAGGAGGCCUCAUGACCAAGUAUGAAGGAUCAGUCUCUUUCAGGGACUGUGAGGCUAAAGUGCACUGUGCUCCUGGACAUUACUACAACUCCAGUACCCACCGCUGCAUCCGCUGCCCAGCAGGAACCUACCAGUCUGAGUUCGGGCAGAACUACUGCAUCACGUGUCCUGGGAACACCACCACCGACUUUGACGGUGCCACCAACGUCUCCCACUGCAAAAACCAGCUGUGUGGAGGUGAGCUGGGAGAGUACACAGGCUACAUUGAGUCCCCUAACUACCCUGGAGAUUAUCCGUCCAACGUGGACUGUGUCUGGACCAUCAACCCACCACACAAGAGGAGGAUCCUGAUCGUGGUCCCAGAGAUCUUCCUACCCAUCGAGGAUGAGUGUGGAGACGUGCUGGUCAUGAGGAAGAGUGCCCUGCCCACCUCCAUCACCACUUAUGAGACAUGUCAGACUUACGAGCGGCCCAUUGCCUUCACCUCCCGCUCUCGCAAGCUCUGGAUCCAGUUCAAGUCCAACGAGGGCAACAGUGGCAAAGGAUUCCAGGUUCCAUAUGUCACCUAUGACGAGGACUACCAGCAGCUGAUAGAGGACAUAGUGAGAGACGGCAGACUUUACGCCUCUGAGAACCACCAGGAGAUACUGAAGGACAAGAAGCUGAUCAAGGCCUUGUUUGAUGUCCUGGCCCACCCCCAGAACUACUUCAGGUACACGGCACAGGAGUCCAAAGAGAUGUUUCCUCGCUCCUUCAUCAAGCUGUUGCGCUCCAAAGUCACCAGGUUCUUACGGCCGUACAAAUAGACAGGACCUCUCCACUGUCCUGUUACAGACCCCCAUCAUCCUGCGUCAUUCCAAAUCCAGCCCCUACCCCCUUGGUCAAAUGGUUGUACCCGUUCUAUGACUAGACGUCUUCAUUUCUUGUAUUUGUCUUUAAUCCUGUUUGUCACGUGAUGCCUUUCCUCCUCUUAGACACCUUUGAGUAGUAAUACAUGAUGAACUGAGACCCCUCCCUCCAGUGAGUGCAGCUUUUCUAUCGGGUUUGACUGAUAUGAGUGUUUGAAGGCCAGUAUUCAUAGUUUUAUAAAGUAGCAGAAGACACUUGACAUAUUCUAUGUGUAUAUAUUGUUUCUUUAAAUCUAAGCAUUUUAUACCAAACAGGUACAAGUAUUAAGUGUUUUUCUCACUUUGGUACAAUUUAUCAGCUCACCCCAUCUAUAUGCCUCAUCAAUAAGGGAGCAACAUCUGGAAACACUGGUGGCAUUUGUUAUAACUGAAUAUUACAGUAAAUACUGAGUUGACCAUGUUAGAACAAAAUCAAAAAUAUAUGAAAUCAGGCUGUCAUGUUUUCCAAAAGUCAAGUUUGGUCAAAUUUGAACACACAUGUUGCUACGUUAAGAUAGCACCAAUGCUAGCUGUUUCUCCCUCUUUCCAGUCUUUAGCUGUGUCUCAAUUCAGGAACCACAUCUUUCAUAAGACACGUAGCUGUUGUAGACCAGGAAGGCCGAACCGCAAUGAAAUGGUCUAGUCUAAGGAGAACUUCCACUUUGCUUGCACUUACUGUUCUGUCCCAAAGUGCGGCUCCUGUCACCUAGCAAGCUUGACAACAUGUAACUAUUUUUUUUUACAAAAACUUUUAAGGCCAUUGGUUUUAACAG
Seriola dumerili (greater amberjack) is the source of this 4013-nucleotide messenger RNA. RefSeq names its product signal peptide, CUB domain and EGF like domain containing 1 (gene scube1). Bases 97 to 3159 code for a protein of 1020 amino acids. The record is from RefSeq and is a predicted model, not a curated record. Gene Ontology annotation, cellular component: cell surface. Lineage: Eukaryota; Metazoa; Chordata; Actinopteri; Carangiformes; Carangidae. Gene Ontology annotation, molecular function: calcium ion binding. The transcript has 23 exons. Gene Ontology annotation, biological process: signal transduction.